AUGGAAGAACAAAAUCUUGAAGGAAGGUUAUCUGUAUCAUUGGUUCAUCAUCGUUUCAAAAACGUUUUCGGAUUUGGUCACUUUAACAAGCUACAGUCAGCCUGUUUUCACAAAAUUUAUGAUUCCGAUGAUAAUGUUGUAAUUUCAGCUCCAACAGGAUCAGGAAAGAGUUGUUGUUUGGAAUUGGGAAUGAUUAGAGUAUUGGAAAAGUAUUAUGGAAAAAAGCAAGAACAAGGAAAACACAAGAUUAUUUACAUUGCGCCAGUGAAGGCUUUGGUGCAAGAGAAGUACAAUGAAUGGAAGCAAAAGUUUUCCUCUCUCGGGAUUAAUGUUGGAGAGUUGACUGGUGACACUCAUCAAGUGACAGCAGAGACUUUGGAACCAUUUGAUAUUAUAUUAACAACACCAGAGAAAUAUGAUUCUUUGAGUAGAAAAUGGAGAGAUGACAGUUGUUUGAAAUUUGUGAAGUCUACAGAGUUGAUUCUUAUUGAUGAAGUUCACUUGUUGAAUGAGGAAAGAGGAGCUGUUUUAGAGGCAAUAGUAUCCCGUAUCAAGAGCAUUUCCUCAAUUCAAAAUCAUAGCUCACGAAUUAUUGCUCUAUCAGCUACAAUUCCAAACAUUGAGGAUGUAGCCACUUGGUUGGAUGUCUCACAAUCAAAUGUAUUGGUAUUUGGUGAUGAGUAUAGACCAUCCAAACUUGAAUUAAGGUCCAUUGGAUUUACAAAUGAUAAGAAGAAUUACUUUGCCUUUGAGAAAAUGUUAGAUAAGAAAUUAUUUGAUAUUAUCAAAUCUGAGAGUCACGAGAAACCGACUCUUGUUUUUUGUAGUAGCAGAAAUUCCACAAUGAAGAGUGCUCAACAAAUUGUCAACGAUUCAAAUUCUUGCAAAACCAAUUACUUUAUCACAUCCAAUGAACAGAAAGAGAGACUCACUGCAAAGUCCAAAAAUGUUGAAGAUCAACAACUCAGAGAAAUGAUUGUAUUUGGAGUUGCCUUUCACUCAGCACAGCUUUCCUCUAACGACCGUAAUAUUGUAGAGUCAUUGUUUUCAAAUAGGGAGUUGAGUGUAAUUUGUACCACCUCCACCCUUAGUCAAGGUCUCAACACCCCAGCAUAUUUGGUCAUUAUCAAGGGAACCAAAAUCUAUCAAUCUGGAACCGGAUAUAAGGAAUAUCCCAGUAUGAAUGUUCUUCAAAUGAUUGGUAGAGCAGGAAGAGCUGGUUUUGAGGAGGCUGGUCUUGCUUUGAUUUUAACUGAAUCUAAUAUGGCCGAAACCUAUCAGAACCUUGCAAAUAACAAUUAUGUCAUUGAGUCUACUCUUCACAAAUACAUAUUCGAACAUUUAAAUGCUGAAAUAUGCCUACAAAGUGUAAGAGAUCUAACCGAAUCUACCUAUUGGCUUAAAUCAACAUUUCUCUAUGCGAGAUUGCAGAAAAACCCAGAAUAUUACGGGCUCACAACUUCAGAAGACCUUGAGAAGAAAGUGGAAGAAAUUCUCGAGAAGAGAAUCACAGAGCUUGGUGAUAAUCAAAUAAUUAACAUUGAUGGAACCCUAAUCAAACCAACUCCUCUUGGUCAAGUAAUGUCAAGACUGUACAUUCAAUACAAAACCAUGUUGCUCUUACUGAGCUCUAUUGGAAGUAAGAUGAAUGAAAAGAAAAUUCUCCAACUUGCUUGCACUGCUGAGGAAUUUGCAGAAUAUGCCAUUCGGCAAGGUGAAAAAGGAGUACUCAUAUCAUUGAAUCAAAAUGAAAAGAUCAAAUAUCCAUUGAAGAAAAAGAUAGAAAUGGCAAGAGAGAAGGUUUUUGUCCUUGUUCAGAGCGUUCUUGGAUCAAUUACAAUAGAGUCUGUCAGUUUGAGACAACAAUCUGUCACCCUUAGAUCACCUCUUUCGAGAAUAUUAUCUUGCCUCUUUGAAAUUGCAAAGAAUUUGGGCUUUGGUGUGACCUGCAGAAAUGCAUUCAAAAUGGCCAGAAAAGUGCAAGUUGGAUCUUGGAAU
Messenger RNA from Naegleria gruberi, 1998 nucleotides. RefSeq lists its product as uncharacterized. NCBI's taxonomy places the organism in Eukaryota, Heterolobosea, Eutetramitea, Acrasida, Naegleriidae. The record is from RefSeq and is a predicted model, not a curated record. The annotation marks the transcript as partial. Gene Ontology annotation, molecular function: ATP binding; nucleic acid binding. The transcript is spliced from 4 exons.